This is a messenger RNA of Venustampulla echinocandica, 2238 nucleotides long. RefSeq lists its product as uncharacterized. The transcript is spliced from 2 exons. The record is from RefSeq and is a predicted model, not a curated record. Bases 1 to 2238 code for a protein of 745 amino acids. NCBI's taxonomy places the organism in Eukaryota, Fungi, Ascomycota, Leotiomycetes, Helotiales, Pleuroascaceae.
AUGUUUAAGAAGCUGAAACGGCUCGCACCGAGGAAACCUGCCUCGACGAAUGGAAUCCAGACACAGGGUGAACUCUGUCCCCCACCUUCAGACCCCGCCCUGGGUGAGAUACCUGAAAUUAGAGUACAGGUUGAGGAAUUAUCGAAUUUCUAUGACCCUGUCACACCACGGCCAUGCAUGACUUGUGGCCCUCUGACGACGUGCACUGAACAACCUGUGCCGAUAGAGGCUCUAUUCAGGUCUUUCGAUAAUGGUUGCUCCAUUUGUUCUCUCUUUUGGAAAGUGUACAUACAAGCAGGGAAUUUAGGCCCCGUUCACUAUGUAUCGACAUGGUCUGGUAACAAAGGUGCCUUCGGUGUCUAUCUUAUCAAGAAACGUGUUGAAGAUGGGAAUGAAGUAGCCGGAGAAACAGUUGCGGUCGUGGUUCUCGCUGCAGACGGAGAAAGGUCCCCUUCACCAUUCCCUUGGUUACCAAACGUUAUCAAAUCCCCGUUCAAUCGAAGUCAAUUACGAGAUAUCCAGAUGCUCUCCGCUUGGAUUAAUGAUUGUCAGGCAAAUCAUCCUUCUUGUCAGCAGAGUAUGCAUCCAAAACUUCCAACAAGGAUUAUUGACGUCGGGAGUGGCACGGCCCAGCCUUUCCUCAAGAUCACCCAUGGUGAGGUUGGACGAUAUAUUGCUCUUAGCCAUCGCUGGGGCGCUUUGGACUCUCAGCUCAAGAUGUUGAUCACGAAACGAGAAAAUAUCGAGGACUUUUGUCGAAUGAUUCCUUUUGAAUCAUUUCCGUUGACGUUUAGGCAUGCUAUAGAAGUGUCUCGCUCGCUGGGGAUUCAAUAUCUCUGGAUCGACUCUCUGUGUAUUGUUCAGGAUGACCUGCAGGACUGGGAGAUUGAGGCCGCCAGAAUGGGUGACAUCUACGAGAACGCAUACGCGACACUUUUUGCUGAAAGAGCCAACCACUGCGAUGAUGGGCUUUUCCAGACAGUAGAAGACAAAAGCAUUGCGACAGAUUGGGUCCGAGAGAUUGAAAGUCGAAACCCGCAGACCAAUGACCAAUACUGGAUUUUAGCGUCAUUUCGGCAUUCUUACUAUCCCAACUCCCUCUCCCCGGAAGAAGCAUUCUGUUUGGUUGACAAACCGAUCUCGCAGCUCCAGAGUCGAGGAUGGAUCAUGCAAGAGGAAAUUCUUUCCCGCCGCAAAAUCUGUUUCUCAAGGACUGAACUGCAUUGGCAGUGUAGGUCAAUGUCCCGAUGCGAAUGUGGCCUAAAAUCUUUGGCAGACGAACGAUUCACGAAUGACCUAACCAGGAAUUUACUAUUAACGCAACGCGGGGACGGCAGCGUCACCAGAGGCUUAUCAGCCAGUGGUAGUAACGCCGGUAGAACCACAGAUCUGAAUAAGUCGUGGAAGAAGUUGAUCGGAAUUUAUAGUCGCCGCACGUUUACUUACGAACGGGAUAGACUCUCGGCACUUGCUGGAGCCGCGUCAAAGCUCGGCCGCUCAUCACAAAACUACUUGGCGGGAAUUUGGCGCGAAGAUGCUGGCGACCAACUUCUGUGGCGUGGCUGGAAUCGGAACGGGGCUCCUUGUGGUAGGCACGAAGCUUACUACGCACCAACUUGGUCGUGGGCCUCACUUCGAGGAGGGAUUUCCUUUUGCUCCCUUUCCGGUAGCACCAUUUCCCACUCCGGUGAAAACAGUCCAGCUCCAACUCAAAUAUGGAGAAUCAUGGAUGGUUCAUGCCAACCCUCCGGUGAGAAUCCUAUGGGCCCAGUAUCAAUGGGCAUGCUCCGGAUCCAGAGCAAAAUCGCGCCGGUGUUUGUAGACGAAUGUGAAGGACCAGCUUCGGACCUGAAGGACAAUUACGGCAUAUUUGAGCGGCGUGGCAUCUACGAGCAGAACCGAAACGGUAAGACUUACCACCUUGUGUUACGGUCCUAUAUCGGGGCAGGGAAAAGUACCGGAGGGGCAUCGCAUGAUACGAUCAUUUCCCUCGACACCAAAGAUGACUGGAAAAUGUUCACUGGAAAAAAGGCGCAGCAGUGCUAUUAUCUCAUUGCUCAAGUAGGAACCAUUACAGGAGCUACAAUGUCGGACGAAACGUCUCGGACUAUGGGCUUGCUGAUUCGUGAGUCUGCUAUACAUCAGGGAUACUGGGAACGGGUAUGCCUGGUCUCGCCCAAGGGAUGGUGGCGCGAUUGGCGCCAUCUUGCUGAGGACAGAGAAAUUAUCUUGGCGUAG